Messenger RNA from Drosophila albomicans, 1830 nucleotides. RefSeq lists its product as uncharacterized. The coding region runs from base 1 to 1830 and encodes 609 amino acids. The record is from RefSeq and is a predicted model, not a curated record. Gene Ontology annotation, biological process: DNA integration. Lineage: Eukaryota; Metazoa; Arthropoda; Insecta; Diptera; Drosophilidae. The transcript has a single exon. Gene Ontology annotation, molecular function: nucleic acid binding.
AUGGGUUUUCUUGAUGGGGAGUUCUUUUGCUGGAGUGAUUCAUCGGUGGUACUCUCAUGGAUCAAGGAUGAUCCAUACAAGUUCAACGUUUUUGUGGCAAAUCGCGUAGCGUCUAUUCAGGAUCUUACCGUCAACAUGAAGUGGCAACAUGUUCCCACGGCUUUGAACCCUGCCGACGUACUCUCCAGAGGUACAACUCCAGAAUGUUUAGCAGAGUCCAAGAUAUGGUUUCAUGGACCGGAGUUUCUUGUUGGAAAUCGAGAUGGAUGGCCUUCACAACGCUGCUUAGAGUCUUCAACGUUGGAAAUGCGUAGUAAGGUCAUGAUAGCCACUUCUCCGUAUGAUGAUAUCACUCUUCGUUGCAAGUACCUUAACACGUUUGCCUCAAUGCAGCGCGUAUAUGCGUUUGUGUUUAAAUUUGUUAAUCGUAUAAAGCAUCCAGGCCUCAACGUGGUAGAUGUCAACAAAGGCACAUGGCUGCUACUGCGAUUGGUGCAGUUGUCAAAUUUAUGGAGUGAUGUCAAGGAAAUUCGUUCGAAGGGCUUCGUCAAGAAAUCGAGUUCAAUCGCUUCUUUGUUGCCGUUCAUCGACCAAUUUGGACUUCUGCGUGUUGGCGGUCGGCUAGCCAAUUCAACUCUUCCCUACGAUGCUCGCCAUCCUAUUAUAUUACCUCGACGGCAUCCCAUUACGUUGGCGCUCAUCGCUCACCAUCAUGAAAAGAAUCUUCACGUUGGAGCUAGAGCAUUAUUAGCAAAGAUUCGGUUACAAUAUUGGCCGAUUGGCGGACUGCGAACUGUGUCGAAGGUUGUUCGCAAUUGCAUCGAAUGCUUCCGGGCCAAGCCCACUGUGCUCGAACCAAUUAUGGCCAGCCUUCCGAAGGAACGGCUUCUGAAUUCUCGUGCCUUUGCAAUAAGCGGAGUGGACUACUGCGGGCCGUUUUACUAUAAAUCUGAAGUUCGGAACAGACCCCCAAUCAAAUGCUACAUCAGCGUAUUCAUCUGCUUUGCUAGCAAGGCGAUUCAUCUGGAGUUGGUGAAGGAUUUGACAACUGCUGCCUUUCUGGGAGCGCUAAAAAGAUUCGUGUCACUUCGUGGGAGGCCUAAUCAGAUUUGGUCCGAUAAUGCGACUAACUUUGUCGGGGCCAAAAAUGAACUUCAUGAUGUCAAGAAACUUCUCCUCAGCGAUCCUCAUAAGGAGUCAGUUCAUCGUGUGUGCCUGAUGGACAACAUCGAGUGGAAGUUUAUUCCUCCUCGUUCCCCACAUUUUGGUGGACUAUGGGAAGCAGCAGUCAAGAGCGCAAAGCACCAUCUGUAUCGCUCUGUUGGUCGCUCUAUUCUCAACUACGAUGAGCUUCGCACUCUGGUUUGCCAAAUAGCGGCAAUAAUUAAUAGUCGUCCAUUGCUAUCAAUUUCAGAAAGUCCUGACGAUUUGGAUGUGCUGACUCCCGCUCAUCUAUUGUUUGGUGGUCCUCCAACCGUGAUUCUGGAGCCCGACCUAACUACGUUGGACUACAAUCGGCUGGAUGGUUGGCAGCGUGUCACUCAACUGCAGCAGGUCUUCUGGAAUAGAUGGCGGGAGGAGUAUCUGACUCUUCUCCAGCAAAGAUCGAAGUGGCGCACUCCUGACCGUCGUCUCCAAGUCAACGACUUGGUCUUGGUGAAGGACGAAAAUUUGCCUCCUCUUCGGUGGCCGCUAGCCCGUGUCCUGGCGCUCAUCCCUGGCAAGGACGGCGAGUGUCGAGUUGCCGACUUAAAGACGACGUGUGGCAGCACCCGGAGAGCCAUAAACAAACUCUGUCUACUGCCCCUGAAGGAUGAUGUUGAAAGAUAG